Molecule: messenger RNA, 1804 nt
Organism: Camelina sativa (false flax)
Lineage: Eukaryota; Viridiplantae; Streptophyta; Magnoliopsida; Brassicales; Brassicaceae
Product: transcription termination factor MTERF15, mitochondrial-like
Biological process (GO): regulation of DNA-templated transcription
Molecular function (GO): double-stranded DNA binding
Source: RefSeq, a predicted model, not a curated record
AUCGUUUCUUUUUUCUGUUCUUCCCCCUAACCUAAACUUGAAUCCUUGAAAGAUGAAUGAGUCUUUUGUUCUUCUUCCCCUCUCAUCAGUAAGUUUGAAUUUUUUUUUGGGAUUAGUCGAAUUGCUUCAAAGAUUGUGGCUUUAGUUUGUUGGUUUUGUAAUUGCCUUCUCUUUUGUUCGUUUUCGGAUUCGGUAAUUGCAUUGAAUUGUCAUGUAUUCUCUGAUACUCCAUGGAAGAAGGUCAGUGGAGUUGCAUAAAUGGCGUAACUUGAGUGUUUCAUUGCAAAAUGCAUCUUCUUUUUUCAAUUCCUUCUCCUCUGUUGCUACUGUGAGUCCUAGAGUUGUUGGGAAAGGAAAGAACUUUACAGUCUCUUACCUCGUUGAGUCAUUGGGUUUCACUACAAAACUUGCUGAAUCGAUUUCAAAGAGAGUCAGCUUCGAGGACAAGUCAAAUCCUGAUUCUGUUCUGAAUCUUUUGAGAAGGCAUGGGUUCACAGAUUCUCAGAUCUCCAGCAUCAUUACUGAUUAUCCAAAACUGCUUAUAGCUGAUGCUGAGAGAUCACUUGGUCCCAAGCUUCAUUUUCUUCAUUCCAAAGGAGCUUCAAGCUCUGAGCUCACUCAGAUUGUUUCCACAGUUCCGAAACUCUUGGGAAAGAAAGGGCACAAAACUAUUAGCGUAUACUAUGAUUUCGUCAAGGAAACUUUACUUGAUAAGAGUUGUUCUUCCAGUUAUAAAAAGGUAUGUCAUUCAUUUCCACAGGGUAAUCUAGAGAACAAGAUCAGAAACGUUUCGGUUCUGAGAGAGUUAGGUAUGCCUAAGAGGUUUUUAUUCUCCUUGCUCAUCUCUGAUCGUCAACCUGUAUGUGGAAAAGAAAAAUUUGAAGAAACACUCAAGAAGGUUGUUGAGAUGGGUUUUGAUCCAACCACUGGAAAGUUUGUUGAAGCUCUUAACGUUAUUUAUGGAUUGAGUGAGAAAUCAAUCGAAGCAAAAGUCAAUCUCUAUAAAAGGUUAGGUUUUGAUGUGGGAGAUGUAUGGAAAAGUUUCAAGAAGUGUCCUGUCUCUCUUAGAGUAACGGAGAAGAAGAUGUUGGACUCCAUUGAAACAUUUCUUGGCUUAGGUUUCAGUAAAGAUGAGUUUGCGAUGAUGGUCAAGCAAUUUCCUCCGUGCAUUGGGUUAUCUGCAGAGAUGGUGAAGAAGAAGGCUGACUUUUUGAUGAUGAAGAUGAAUUGGCCAAUACAGGUUGUGGUCUCAAACCCUACGGUGCUUGGAUAUAGCCUGGAGAAGAGGACUGUUCCAAGGUGUAACGUAAUCAAAGUUCUCAUGUCUAGAGGACUUAUUGGAAGUAAACUACCUCCAAUGUCGUCUGUCUUGGCGUAUACCAAUCAGGAAUUCUUAAGAAGGUAUGUGAAGAAGCACGAGGACAAGCAGCUGGUGGCUCAGUUGAUGGCUAUCUAUCUUGCUUCAUAGAUCAUAAGGCUUGUCAAAGGAUAUUGGAUUUAUCUGAAAGACCUCCACUGAAUCCUUUCCCUCUAUAUGCUUACAAUUGUCAUUUUGAAUCUCUUUAGGUUUGUAGCUUAGAAACAGAAACUCAGCCAAAUAGCUGAAGGGGACAUAUGAAUCCAAAUUACAAAUUUGUUGAUCCCAUUUUAUUUUUCUUGUGCCCGUUUUAGUCUGGACCAUUGAAAGUUGAAACCAUUAGCAGUGUAGAGUCAAUUUCCAAGUAGAGUGUUCUUUAUUUAUAUGUUAAGGACAGAUAAGAAGAUUCUUGUAAGUUGAAGUUUGAUUGGUAACUUAAAAAGCCAA